Schistosoma curassoni is the source of this 1494-nucleotide messenger RNA. Lineage: Eukaryota; Metazoa; Platyhelminthes; Trematoda; Strigeidida; Schistosomatidae. The record is from the annotation of a GenBank genome assembly.
AUGGUCAGACUCCUUAGUAUCCGUCAAAUAGGAUUAACUAUGAGGUCCGUUUCCAGAGGACUGUCAGUUUCUGCUCGUCGUCUUAAGGCAGAUGUUGUUGUCAUUGGAUCGGGUCCGGGUGGAUAUGUUGCCUCCAUUAAAGCUGCACAAUUGGGCCUGAAGACAGUGUGUGUAGAAAAGAACGACACUUUGGGCGGUACUUGCUUAAACGUUGGUUGUAUUCCCAGCAAAUCGUUGUUAAAUAAUUCUCAUUUAUAUCAACUCGUCAAUUCCUCAGAGAUGCAACACCGUGGAAUUGAUAUUGGAAGUUUCAAGCUUAACCUACCUGCUAUGUUGAAAGCUAAAGAAAAAGCUGUUUCAAGUCUAACUGGUGGGAUAGCAUACCUAUUUAAGCAAAACAAGGUUGAUCAUGUAAAUGGUUUUGGUUCGAUAGUUAACCCCAACGAAGUUGUGGUCAAAAAAGCUGACGGAAGUGAAGAACGGAUUGCAACUGAACGUAUUCUUAUUGCAACAGGCAGCGAAGUCACUCCAUUCCCUGGGAUUGAUAUCGAUGAACAGUCUAUCGUAUCAAGCACUGGCGCGUUGUCGUUAACCAAGGUCCCUCAACAUCUUAUAGUUAUCGGGGCUGGAGUUAUCGGCGUCGAAUUAGGUUCUGUAUGGAAGCGAUUAGGUGCUGAAGUCACUUGUGUGGAAUUCCUUGGUCAUGUUGGGGGUAUGGGCAUCGAUAUGGAAAUAAGCAAGAACUUUCAGAAAGUCUUGACUAAACAGGGUCUCAAAUUCCUUUUGAAUACUAAAGUUUUGUCAGCGUCAAAAUCUGGUGACACCAUUACAGUACAGUUAGAAGGUGUAAAAGAUGGUAAAUCUCAAAGUAUUAGCUGUGACACCCUUUUAGUGUGUAUAGGAAGGCGUCCUUACACCAAUGGCCUUGGUUUAGAAAAUGUUGGAAUCAGAUUGGACGAGAAAGGUCGAAUUCCCGUUAAUAAAAACUUUCAGACAUCUGUCCCGAAUAUUUAUGCUAUCGGCGACUGUAUACCUGGUCCAAUGUUAGCACACAAAGCUGAAGAUGAAGGAAUAAUUUGUGUUGAAGGAAUGCUUGGUGGUGCUGUACACAUUGAUUAUAACUGUGUCCCUAGUGUUAUCUAUACUCAUCCUGAAUGUGCUUGGGUUGGUAAAACUGAAGAACAAUGCAAAGCAGAAAACAUUCCAUACAAAGUAGGCAAAUUUCCAAUGUCUGCAAAUUCACGAGCUAAAACUAAUGAUGAAACUGAUGGACUUUUCAAGGCUUUAGCCCACAAAGAUACAGACAGACUUCUUGGAGUACACUUACUUGGUCCAUCUGCUGGUGAACUGAUCAACGAAGCAGUAUUAGCUAUGGAGUAUGGCGCUUCAGCUGAAGACGUUGCACGUGUCUGUCAUGCCCAUCCGACGGUGUCUGAAGCUCUGCGUGAAUCUUGUCUCUCUGCAUUCUGUGGCAAAGCUAUCAAUUUCUCAUAG